Molecule: messenger RNA, 1017 nt
Organism: Euleptes europaea (tarantolino)
Lineage: Eukaryota; Metazoa; Chordata; Lepidosauria; Squamata; Sphaerodactylidae
Product: olfactory receptor 6B1-like
Exons: 1
Coding region: 28-1017 (329 amino acids)
Biological process (GO): G protein-coupled receptor signaling pathway
Cellular component (GO): membrane
Molecular function (GO): G protein-coupled receptor activity; olfactory receptor activity
Source: RefSeq, a predicted model, not a curated record
CUAUGUAGUCAUUGGAUCAAACAACUCAUGGCAAAGACAGAUAUGUACAACCACACAAGAGUCACAGAAUUUGUCCUUACAGGAUUCAAGACUCUUCCAGAAAAGCAGUAUCUCCUCUUCGGUGUGUUUUUCGCAAUUUACCUGGUAACAAUGGCUGGAAACAUCCUCAUAGUUUCAGUUGUUCUGUCUAACCCUUACCUUCACAAGCCAAUGUACUUCUUUCUGGGCUACUUAGCCUUUUUAGAGACUUGCUACACUUCAACAAUCCUUCCCAGGAUUUUGGCCAGCUUUAUAAGUGACUAUCAUGGAAUUUCUUUUAAGGGAUGUUUCAUCCAGUUCUAUUGUUUUUCUUUUUUGGCUGCAACUGAGAGCUAUCUCUUGUCUGCAAUGUCUUAUGAUCGAUACGUCGCUAUAUGCAAACCACUCUAUUAUGCAACCCUCAUGAAUAACAAGUUGUGUGUUCAAUUGUCCCUUGCUUCAUGGAUAAUUGGCAUUGUGGCUAGUAUGUUUACAACAUUCUUGCUUUCCCAGCUGAACUAUUGUGGCCCCAAUGAAAUUGACCAUUUCUUCUGUGAUUAUGCUCCAUUGUUAAUGCUCUCCUGCAGUGACACCCAGGAGGCAGAAGUGGUGAUGACCGUCUUGGGUUCUGCGUGCACCAUGCCACCAUUGGUGUUCACACUGGCCUCAUAUGGGUGCAUUAUCACUACCAUUUUAAGAAUACCCUCAAACAGUGGCAGGAGCAAAGCCUUUUCUACUUGUUCUUCUCAUCUUAUCGUGGUCUCCAUUUUCUAUGGAACCCUCAUCAUUGUGUACAUAUUACCAAAGUCCGAGGAGCUGAGGGCUCUGAACAAAGUCUUCUCUGUUUUCUACACAAUCCUGACUCCCAUGAUCAAUCCCUUCAUAUACAGCCUGAGAAACAGAGAAUUUAAAGAGGCCCUUAGAAAAGCCAUGAGCAAACUAGUGGCCUACAGUAGAGUUCAUAGAAUCCAACUUCAGUGCACAAUGACUCACAUGUGA